Messenger RNA from Ruditapes philippinarum (Manila clam), 4182 nucleotides. RefSeq names its product nucleoside hydrolase-like. The coding region runs from base 962 to 1978 and encodes 338 amino acids. Gene Ontology annotation, molecular function: hydrolase activity, hydrolyzing N-glycosyl compounds. The record is from RefSeq and is a predicted model, not a curated record. Lineage: Eukaryota; Metazoa; Mollusca; Bivalvia; Venerida; Veneridae. The transcript is spliced from 6 exons.
AUAAUAAAAGUCUUAUUAAUUUUGCAAAACAACAGAAAUCGGUUUUUCAUUAUUAUUUCUAUUUCCACACCUAAUAUUUUAAUCACAUGUUACUUUAUACAAUUAUUAUAAUUACAACAAUUAGUAAAGUGAAACAUUUUUAUUUCUAGUUGUCACAGUUUGCUAAUUUUGCAAAAGAAUAACUGUUGUACCCACAGUAUGCUAUAAAAUAUGUUACCGGUAUAUAAUUAAUUCAUAGUUCUAAUAUAAUUUUCUCUUGGCUUCCCAAUUAAUGAACAAUUCAUGCUGCCACAUUCUCCCUCUAUAUUGAAAUUUGUCAUUAUUUAAAAUGGUUACAGUGACAAAUCACUCUUGAGAUAAUUAUACCUCCAAGAGCCACACAUUGCAAGUCAAUUGUUAAAGAUUGAGAACUUUAGGCAGUCUGAAUGAGACUCAAACCUGGGACCCUUAGAGUACUGUUGUAGCUCUGCUGAUGCAGAGUUACCCUGGGCUGCGUAAUAUAUUUUCUCCUAAAUUAGUGAGCAGUGCUUUUACCUGUAAACCUCAAAGUAAAAGUAUUUAGUCUCCUUCAGUGCAUUUAUUGUUUUGGAACUUAUAAUUCUCAAAGACUAAGUAACUGAAGCGUGUGAUUUUAUUCUACUCUGUUUUUUUCUUGCACAUGCAUGUACACAUACAGGAUUUUCCUGCUUUAAUAUAACAAACUCCUAUAAAAGGUCUCUUCCCAAUUGAAAUUUUCUUUAAAAUCAUGCAGUUUUCCCAAAAAUCUGAACUUAAACCUGCUGUUUUACUUCCCAAAUUAGCAAUUUUAGCGAUUUUUCCCCAAAAUCAAGUGGCUAAGGCCUCUUCCCAAUUAAAUGAUAAAAAUCACUGACAUUACUGCAGUAAAUGUGUAUAUUAAAAGAUAGUUUUCUAUAUUGCCCUACUAUUAUGUAUUAAAUAAAGAUAAUUAACUGUUACAGUUAUGGGUGAGAAGUAUAUAAUUGAUGUAGACACUGGUGUGGAUGAUGCCCAGGCUAUAAUGCUAGCCUUAUCUCGUCCAGAUAUACAAGUUGUAGCCAUCACAUGUGUUGCUGGUAAUGUUGAUGUAGAUCAAGUGUGUGUGAACACUCUAAAGGUUCUCUCUGUGUGUGAUAGACUUGAUGUAAGAGGACAUUGUUUAGUUCUAACAUUGUCAGAGUGUAUUGUGGUUAUUUUGAUAGGCCUUUUCUCCAGAAGAAAAAAGUCGGUUCCUGUGUACAAAGGUGCAAAUAUUUCUCUUGUUGAUGAGGGUAUAGAGGCAACACAUUACCAUGGUAACGAUGGUCUAGGUGAUGCCAACCUUGACAUUGAAGUGAGUUUAGAUAAAAUACAGAAGGAGCAUGCAGUAUCAGCAUUACUGAGACUUGUGAAUGAAUAUCCAGGGGAGAUAACACUUGUUGCUCUAGCACCUCUCACCAACAUUGCUAUAGCUUUGAAACAAGAUCCAGACUUUGGCAAGAAAUUGAGAAGGAUAUCAAUAAUGGGUGGUAAUACACAAGCAACUGGACGUGUAUCACCUUGUGCAGAGUUUAAUUUUUAUAGUGAUCCUGAGUCAGCAUUUAUUGUGUUGGACAGAAUACAGAAAAAAAUAAUGAUAAAUUAUUAUGAACAGAAUGCAGGGUUACCUUGGGAGUGGUUUGACAAGUGGAUCCAAACAGACACUUCGAAAGGAAGGUUCAAUAAAGCUGCCUGCAGAUUAGCUGUCUACAGACAGAGGGAAGUGAACAAAAAUCCUAUAUAUAGGUCAUGUGAUCUCAAUGCCAUAGCAACUGUAAUCAACCCAAAAAUAAUUCAAGAAACAAAAGAUGUGUUUGCUACAGUUGAGCUGCAUGGAAAGUAUACACGUGGAAUGAUGGUAGUUGAUUGGCGAGGUUCAUUGAAGAAAUCACCUAAUGUUACAUUAGUUGAAAAAAUUGACACUAGUCUGGCCAGACCAAUGUUUGAAAAUAUGCUGAAGUAAAUAGCUUGUUAGGUUAAACAUACCUCAAUGACUGAUAUGGUUGUUGGUGCUAUUCACAGGGAAGUUGAUUUAAUUAUCAUACUUUGUCAAGUUUUACUUUUGGAGCUGUCUGCAGUUCUACAGUGGACUUAGUUUUGUGAAAGCAUUUGUUUAUUAACCCUCAUCCUUCUAUACACGGAAGUGAUUAGCCUUGUCCAUCAAUAUAAAGCCAGGCAGCCAGCACAUCUGUGUAGUCUGACCAGGUUUGUUAUUGUUGGACGACCAACUUCAAAUAUUCAUCAAAAUUGAUAAAACAUUGGUCCAAUAAAUAUAAGGAGACCAGUCCAUUUAUGAAAUUCAGAUUAAGGGUAUAUAGAUAGCUUUAUUAUAUUACUCUAAUUUGCUUGUUUUCCACAUUUAAUUGCUGUAUACUCCACAUAUAUACAUGCAGGUAUCAAGAAUCUUCUAAGAAUUUGUGAAUCUCAUUAUGAAUGUUCAUUGUGCAAAUCUUGCAAAAUAUAUGAUCCAUAAAAUUUAACAUAAAAACACAUGGAAGUUCACAUAUAUUAAAACAUACGAUAACUUAUUCAUAUGAAAGCAUGUGAUAACCAUGAGUUCAACAUAUGUUUGUUUACAUUUUUUCAUAUGGUCCUGGUUUCACAUAUUUUAUUUUACAUACGAAAAAAUCAUCUUCUUAAACAAAGAUUUUUCAAAACAUAUGAAACACAUAUGUCUUACAUAUGUAAAAACAUAUAGUUUACAAACAUGUGGUGCAUUUUUACCAGUUAAGUUGCUGUUAUCUCCACAAACAAUUGCUGUAUCUCAAAAAAUAGCCGUAUUGUCCAAAAAGAAUUGCUGUAUACAUUGUGCACAAAAAAAAUGCUGUAUUUUCCAAAACAAUUGCUGUAUUCUCCACAUACAGUUGCUGUAUUCCCAGAAUAGUUGUAACACGUGGCUAACCAUAUGUAUUCCCUUAUUAUUUUAAAAGAUUACUGUUACAAAAAUGAGUUUAUGUUGCUAUGUGUAUGUGACCACUGUUACAAACAAAUUGACUUUAGAAUUUUGAUAACUUUACAUUAGAUGUAUGAAGUACAGAGAAAAGCAUUCUCAAGUAAUUUUUUAUACCAGAAUAUUUCUUAUUAAUUGAUAAAUUUGCAGAUUUACAUAUUUCUUUAUUUAUGAAUGCUUAAAUAGUAAUCUAAUUUUUAGUAUACAAGUUUAUUUAUAAAAAGCAGUGUUUACAAAUAUAUAAUAUUUUAUUUGCUUUCAUAAUUAUUUUCAUGCAUUCAUGAUAUUUCUUUACAAAUUAAUGCUUUAACAUUAUAAUUGUUAAUAUUAUUAAUUUCCUUGUUAAUUAUUAAUGCAUAUUAUUAGGAUAUUAUAUUAAUUAGUGAUACAAUAUUAAUGAAUACAAUAAGCACUAUUUUAACCAGUAAUGUAUAUUUCAGACACAUUUGUAUAAUAAUUAAUGCUUAAACAGUUUCAAGUAUAUUCAGAAAUCUUGUACAUUUAAUAUAAUUUUCAAUUACUAUUGUCAACACUGUGAUUAUAAGUGGAGAUAGGAGAACCAGUGUAAAGUUAGACAAACCUUUCUUAAUCAGACUGUACUGGAAAAUGCUUGUUUUUUUUUAGCUUUUGGAAUGCCUCUUACAAUGGACAUUUUCUUUAAUGCAAUACAAGAAAAGUUUGUUUAAUAUAUUAUGCCGGGUAAAAGUUAACUUUAAACAUUCCAGCAUUAGUUUCAUUAGAUUCUCAUUCAAAACAACCAAUUUUAUUUAUUUGUAGCUGGCUUUUAAAAAAGUCAUGAUGUAUAUAAUAAUUAUCUCUCCUUCUGUAUAUAUAAGUUAUAAUUUAGUUAUUUUUCCUGUAAGAUGGAAGUUUAUUGUUGUUAGUGAUGCAUGAUUGGCAAUGUACUUUAUUUGAUAAGUUUUACUUUAGUUUUAUAUGCAAAAAUUGUACAGUGACUAGACUUUAAUAAUAGAUAAAAAAUAGCCUAUAUAUCUAUAUAUGAAAAUGUGGGAUCGAUAUUAGAAGUGGCGAAACGACAACCAAAGGUCUGCUAAUGGAAUUCUCUAAUUUAUACAGUUUCACUGUGAUUUUAUACUAUGAGAGAAACAAGAGUGCAACAAAUUGAAUUAAAUUAGUAAUAUACUUUAUACGCCAGAAUCUCAUGUUACGUCUAUAUACUCAGUAAUUCUAUAUACUCAAUAAAUUAGAUGUAAUUA